Molecule: messenger RNA, 1564 nt
Organism: Topomyia yanbarensis
Lineage: Eukaryota; Metazoa; Arthropoda; Insecta; Diptera; Culicidae
Product: U6 small nuclear RNA (adenine-(43)-N(6))-methyltransferase
Exons: 2
Coding region: 152-1552 (466 amino acids)
Biological process (GO): rRNA base methylation
Cellular component (GO): nucleus
Molecular function (GO): 23S rRNA (adenine(1618)-N(6))-methyltransferase activity
Source: RefSeq, a predicted model, not a curated record
AAUAAAAUCUGUAAACGAUUUAAAUAUUUCGCAAACGAAAAAAACAUGUGGAAAGUACUCAUCAUUCGCGCUUGAUACAUAACGUCUAGGUUGUUUAGAUAUCCAGUCAUAUUUUUAGUGAAAAUAAUUACCCAAAACGCCACCAUAUAUAAUGUCAAUGAAUAAGUUCAUGCAUCCAAGAAACAUCUACCGUCAACCACCGGAUUUUCAAGAUCUAGUCCGACAGUAUCCGGAGUUGAAUGAAGUCGUUACCGUCGACCUGAAUGGACGUUUAAAGUUAGAUUACAAAAACAAAACCGCCCUCCAAUUGCUAUCACGUUGUCUAUUGAAGCGGGACUUUGGCAUAGACAUUGAAAUACCUCCAGAUAAACUAAUCCCAACAUUACCGUUACGAUUAAAUUACGUUCUUUGGUUGGAAGAUUUUGAAACCGCGUUCCGGUUGAAGCUCGACAAAAAAGAACUGAGAGGGCUCGACAUUGGAUGUGGAGCAUCUUGUAUCUAUCCUCUUUUGUGUGUGAGUAGGUCGAAGCACUGUUGGAAAAUGGUUGGUCUCGAGCAGGCGGUAGACAGCGUGCGGUAUGCAAGAGCGAAUGUAGAAAGGAAUGGACUAACCGGAUGUAUUGAGAUUGUACAGCAGAAUAGGAACGAAUCAACUGUACUAAGGGAUUUUUUUGAAAGCAGAAGUAAUGAUAAGUUUGACUUCUGUAUGUGCAAUCCACCAUUUUACGAUGACGAUGGUAUGGAGCGACAAAAUCGGACUGGUAGACGAAAAGAGGCAUCUAAUGCUAGCAGCGGUUCACGCGAGGAACUACACGUGGAAGGCGGUGAAGUUGGUUUCGUGAAAAAAAUUAUAGAAGAGAGUUUGGAGCUUAAAGAGCAUGUUAACAUCUACACUUCGAUGAUUGGUCAUAAACGAAAUUUUGAGGAAAUUCUUCGAAUAUUGAAAGGCCACUGCAUAACAAAUGUUACGACUACAAGGUUUUGCCAGGGGAAUACUACGCGAUGGGGUGUAGCUUGGAGUUUUUCAAAAACUUUCAUUCUUUCCCAAGUUCCUGACCAAUUCGAACAAAAAACUAUAAGUAAAAAACUGCUUGGAAAGCCUUUAGAAGGUCGAAUAUUAACAGUCAAUGAAACGGUUUCCAUGGAGGAUGCUCAAAGCAGGCUCAUGCAAGUGCUGUCUACGCUAGAUCUUCAAAUUCAACCUCUAGACGGAUCUGGUGUGGACACGUGGGUGCUUAUAGCUCUAGAGAACACCUGGUCCCAUCAGCGCAGAAGAAGACGCGAAGGUCAGAGAAAACUUAGCCCUGGCAGUGAAAACCAUCAUAACAAGCGGCGCGAGGAGAAAGAGUCUACUUGUGGAACACCGUCCAAGCGACCGAAAACAGACAAUUGUAAUACCGAGCCUGUCGUCAGAGCUGCAUUUCGUUUGAUACAAAAACCAAACGAUGGUUAUUACUUCACUCUAAGUUACCUGGGUGGAAGUGCGGGAAAAGAUGCAUUGAAUCAGAUACUGCAGUAUGUUAAAAAUGCUUUAAAAAAGGUUGACCAAUAAAUUAUUCUUUUG